Oncorhynchus gorbuscha (pink salmon) is the source of this 3630-nucleotide messenger RNA. Its product is annotated as tyrosine-protein kinase Fyn. Gene Ontology annotation, cellular component: extrinsic component of cytoplasmic side of plasma membrane. Gene Ontology annotation, molecular function: signaling receptor binding; ATP binding; non-membrane spanning protein tyrosine kinase activity. The coding region runs from base 257 to 1882 and encodes 541 amino acids. Gene Ontology annotation, biological process: innate immune response; cell differentiation; protein phosphorylation. NCBI's taxonomy places the organism in Eukaryota, Metazoa, Chordata, Actinopteri, Salmoniformes, Salmonidae. The transcript has 13 exons. The record is from RefSeq and is a predicted model, not a curated record.
ACAACGCCAUCGCACUCAUCAGCUACAGCGAGGGAGUGGGGUAGCACGAAGAAAGCGCUGGAUUUCUGCAAGCUAUUUGGCCAUUAUUUUCAGAAAAACUAUAAGCGUCUGUCUCAUCUACAACUACAAUGGAAUACAUUCGUCCGGUUAAUUAAACGCCUUCGAACCGGGCCUCUGUUUUUUUUUUUUUUUUUGCGCUGCACAAAGCCAUGUGGAGUAAAUAAAUAUCCUGAUACGCUGAAACCAGAGAAUAUAGAUGAUGGGCUGUGUGCAAUGCAAGGAUAAAGAAGCAACCAAACUCACGGACGACCGAGACACCAGCAUCUCCCAGAGUGCCGCGGGCUACCGCUAUGGAGCCGACCCCACGCCACAGCACCAGCACUACCCUAGCUUCGGGGUCACCGCCAUCCCAAACUUCAACAACUUCCAGGCACCCGUUGGCCAGGGGAUAACUGUUUUUGGAGGGGUACACACCUCCUCCCACACAGGGACACUCCGCUCCCGUGGCGGAACAGGAGUCACCCUCUUUGUGGCACUUUACGACUACGAGGCCCGGACAGAGGAUGACCUCAGCUUCAGGAAAGGGGAGAAGUUUCAGAUUAUCAACAGCACUGAAGGGGACUGGUGGGACGCUCGUUCCCUCACCACCGGUGGAAAUGGCUACAUUCCCAGUAAUUACGUGGCUCCAGUGGACUCCAUUCAGGCUGAGGACUGGUACUUUGGGAAACUGGGCCGGAAGGAUGCAGAGAGGCAACUUCUGUUCACUGGCAAUCCCCGCGGCACAUAUCUCAUCAGGGAGAGUGAAACCACUAAAGGUGCCUUCUCCCUGUCCAUACGAGACUGGGACGACGUGAAGGGGGACCAUGUCAAGCAUUAUAAGAUCCGUAAGCUGGACAGCGGCGGUUACUACAUCACCACCAGGGCUCAGUUUGAGACCCUACAGCAGCUGGUACAGCACUACUCAGAGCGGGCCGCGGGGCUGUGCUGUCGCUUGGUGGUGCCCUGCCACAAAGGGAUGCCCCGCCUCACCGACCUGUCCGUCAAAACCAAAGACGUGUGGGAGAUCCCGCGGGAGUCACUGCAGCUCAUCAAGCGUCUGGGGAAUGGGCAGUUUGGGGAGGUCUGGAUGGGAACGUGGAACGGCACCACUAAGGUGGCGGUGAAGACGCUGAAGCCGGGCACCAUGUCUCCCGAGUCCUUCCUGGAAGAAGCCCAGAUCAUGAAGAAGCUCCGGCAUGACAAGCUGGUGCAGCUCUACGCUGUGGUGUCUGAGGAACCCAUCUACAUCGUCACUGAGUACAUGGGCAAAGGAAGCCUCCUGGAUUUCCUGAAGGAUGGGGAGGGACGGGGACUGAAACUGCCCAAUCUGGUUGACAUGGCAGCCCAGGUGGCAGCAGGCAUGGCGUACAUCGAGAGGAUGAACUACAUCCACAGAGACCUGCGCUCGGCUAACAUCCUGGUCGGGGACAACCUGGUGUGUAAGAUCGCCGACUUCGGACUGGCCAGGCUGAUUGAGGACAACGAGUACACAGCACGGCAAGGUGCUAAGUUCCCGAUUAAGUGGACAGCCCCGGAGGCUGCGCUGUAUGGAAAGUUCACCAUCAAGUCAGACGUGUGGUCGUUUGGCAUCCUGCUCACCGAGCUGGUCACCAAGGGACGUGUACCCUACCCAGGGAUGAACAACCGGGAGGUGCUGGAGCAGGUGGAGCGAGGCUACAGGAUGCCCUGUCCCCAGGACUGCCCCAUCUCCCUUCACGAGCUCAUGGUGCAGUGCUGGAAGAAGGACGCCGAGGAGAGGCCCACCUUCGAGUACCUGCAGGCCUUCCUGGAGGACUACUUCACGGCCACGGAGCCGCAGUACCAGCCAGGGGACAACCUCUAAACGCUGGGCUCUGGGCUGGGGACUGGACUGAACCGUGGCUCUCUGGAGCCACACCAGGGACCCGUGCACCUUCCUCAGCUCAACAGAGCAUCUUGUCUCAACUCUCCUCCAGCUCCCAACACUCUCAAACAUUCUCCGUGGCAAACCCCGAGACAGACUCAACCGACUGGAUACCAGAGAUACCAGUUAGGAGAGAGGGAGGGAGGUUUGUGGGUGGUUGGGCUAGUUAUGAUGUAAUGAAAUGCCUGUAUUCAAUGUAAAUAGGAACAGCUCCUCUGCCUAACUUUUGGUUUAUGUUUUGGUGGUUUGUUUGCUUCUGUUAUGGCAUUUUGACUGAUUUUCUCCAUGAUGAUGAUAAAGAAAAUGGUCAAUUAAGAUGAUAUUUUCAAAAGGGCACCAUGAGACCAUGAUAUCUUGUCACUUCUAAUCCAGAAUAUACAGGAUAUGUCUGUCAAAGCGAAUAUUUUUAAAUUAUUAUUUUGGGGGCAAUUUAAUGAACACCUCCAUAAAUUAUUUAUUUCAUUUUUGCGGUUUUGCUCAUGUAUAAAAAUAAAUAAGAAAACCAGUCCUGAGUGUAUUGCCUCAGUGUAUAAAUAAUGUUUGGGGCAAAGUCAUCUGUUUUACAGGGACUUGAGGCAAGCAUGACAAAAUACUCCGUAGAGAUUUAUUUUGCACCUCAUGGAUUUAGUUUGAUAUGAUUUUGCUUUUAUUUUGUUCAUCCUUGUAAAAAUAGUUUUGUCCUCCUCAAAGUAAUAGAUGUUAGGCUAAUGCCGUAACAAAGUUAUUUUACAAAUAAUGUAUGUUACAUUUUGUAAUUACAGCCAAAUGUGUGCGCAUUAUACUUUUGAACAUAUCUCUUCUCGCUUACCAGGUUUUAAGAAAAAUAAAUAACGGGGGAAAAGAUUGGUCUUUCCAGGUAUUAUUUAGUGUGUACCGGAAGGACAUAAUGUUUAUUUAAGAAGAGAAAGAUGUUCAUCUCUGCUUUUAAUGGUCUUAUUUGAACAUGUAUACGAGUUCCAUUUUAGCAGCCAUUCCAAGGCAUCCAUCUGAUGGUCCUUGUUUCCUCCUUGUUUCCUCCGUGCCGUGAAGCCAUGUACUGGGAAGUCUUAGUGGGUAACAUCUCUUCCUCCCUCUGUGAACAGUGACAUGCCCCCAUCCACCUGCUCCUCAAACGCAUGUCCCACACUGUCUGCCUGUCUGCCUGUCUGUCCGGCUGCCUGUCUGCCUGUCUGUCUGUCUGUCCGCCUGCCUGUCUAGGCAGCACAGCACCACCAGUAGGAUCCUUCCUCAGCUCAUUUCUGGACCACUUCCUUUGGAUGACUUUUAUCUUUUUAUGUUUAAACUGAAGUGGAUAUCUGAAGUCUUGCGUCUCCUGUUUCAGUUUUAUGUUUCUGUUUCUGUUUUAUGUUUGAUUGAACCUUCAUUGGAGAGAUCUCUGAGGAAUGGGGUGUAAUGUAUCUCCAGGGGGAACGUUGCAAAGACACUGGUGAAGCGGCCGGCUGUAAAGUUUGACCUUGUUUAAUCUAAAUGUAGUAUUUGUUCUCAUCUUACGAUAGUGUAAGUGCUAAUAAGGAUCUGUUUAAGAUUGAGCCCCCUCGUCGGUUUUACAGCUUAACAGUUUUAAAAGUGUCAGUAGCCUCCCUGGUGUUUAAUUCUUCUAUUUUUCCAUUUGUUAACAUUUUCUGUUUUGUUAAUUCAGUGGUUUGGCAUUUGAAAUUCAAGAAGACCAAUAAACAUUUUACACUCUU